UGGCAGUUCUCCUGGAUUCACUGUGUCUACAGGAAGAACCAUGGAAUCAUAGAGUUGGGAGAGGUCAUCAAGGAUUCACUACACCAUCCCCAGUAGAUGACGAUCCAGUCUUUUUGAAAACCUCCAGUGAAGGGGAAGAAACCACUCCAUGCGCUCCAGAUCCAUCUUGCUUGGUGGGGCACCCAUGGGGCUCCUGGUCAUCACCUCAAAGCCGGUGCUGGACAGACAGACAGCGCGGCCUGUGGCUGGCGGUGGGGUCUGCAGCAAGGCUGUCUCAGCCGCUGUCCUCAUGAGCACCACGACAGCCCUGUGUGUGGGGAUCCUAGUGUAUUUCCUGGGGGAACAAGAAGCCCACUUUGAGCACCUGGUAGAGCUGCGAGGGAUCCCCUACCAGAGCAGUUUGCAGCAGCCCAGCUCUGGCUACUCCUGCCUGCUGACCCCUAUUCUGGAGCAGCUGUUCAAAAGCAGCUUUCAGAAUUCACCCCUGGACGGCUGCUGCUCCAGGUGCACCGUCUUGCAAUACAGGAAGGGCAAUGCCAGCAUCAUUGUGCGCUUCCACCUCUGCUUCUCCACACAGCCACUCAGCCCUGACAUAGAAGAGGACGUGCUGAGGCGGGGAUUGGCAGCUGCUGUGGGCACCGACGGUGUCAGGGUUCCUGCCUACGGCACCAUCUCAGCCGCCUCCCUCCUGGCAGGGCCGUGGGACCUCGCCUCCUCGGGCACGGCACUCAGGUCAGGAAGGUGUCCCGCGGAGGUCUUUCCCUGCCGCAACGGCCAGUGUGCAGCCAAAGGAAACGUGCAGUGCGACGGCCGGCAGGACUGCAGGGAUGGCUCUGACGAGGCUGAGUGCGAUUGCGGGGCCCGGCCAGCCAUGCGGGCAGCCACGCGGAUCGUCGGGGGAUCGGAGGCCCUGCUGGGCGAGUUCCCCUGGCAGGUCAGCCUGAGAGAGAGCGAGGAACACUUCUGCGGGGCGGCCAUCCUGGCAGCCACCUGGCUGGUGUCUGCAGCCCACUGCUUCAACGAGUUUCAGGACCCGGACACCUGGACCGCCCAGGCAGGCAGCGUCCGGCUGAGCGGCAGCGGGGGCCACCCGGCAACGGCCAGGGUCCUGCGCAUCUUCCAGCACCCCUCCUACAACGCGGAGAGCGCCGACUACGACGCGGCUCUGCUAGAGCUGGCCGAGCCCUUGGCCUUCGGCAAAUACGUCCAGCCGGUGUGCCUGCCAGCCGCCUCCCACCGCUUCUCCCCUGGCAGGAAGUGCCUCAUCUCCGGAUGGGGGUACCUGAAGGAAGACUUCUCCUCUCAGCCCGAGAACCUGCACCGGGCCUCCGUGGGGAUCAUCGAGCAGAAGAUCUGCAGCACGCUCUACAACUUCUCCCUCUCCGACCGGAUGAUCUGCGCUGGGUUCCUGGAGGGGAAGGUGGACUCCUGCCAGGGGGAUUCGGGGGGGCCACUGGCCUGCGAGGAGACCCCGGGCACCUUCUACUUGGCCGGGCUGGUGAGCUGGGGUGCUGGCUGCGCACAGGCCAAGAGGCCUGGCGUCUACGCCCGGAUCACCAAGCUCAAGAGCUGGAUCCUAGACGUCGUUUCGCCCUGUCUCAGCACGACGACACCGCUCAGAUCCAGGACCGCCUCCAGCUCCAUUGCCCCUACCUCCAGCUUGCCUCCCCUGGAGCAAAGGGCCACGUGGCUCAGCCCUAGCACCAGUGCCAUCAGCUUGACCACACCCGGGCUGGCAGUCAGCACCCCCAAGGCCACCCAGCCGCCAGCUGUGCCAUGCACUCCCUCCACGUUCAAAUGCUCCAGCAAAGUCUGCAUUGGGAAAGUGAAUCCGGAGUGUGACGGCGUUGUCGACUGUGCCAAUGGCUGGGACGAGACCAACUGCAACUGUGGCUUAACCCCAGCUGCAGCCUUGAGCAAGAUCGUGGGGGGCAGUGGUGCAGCCCGGGGGGAGUGGCCGUGGCAGGCGAGCCUGUGGCUGCGGCGGAGACAGCACGCUUGCGGGGCCAUCGUGAUUGCCGAGCGGUGGCUGCUUUCGGCCGCUCACUGCUUCGACGUUUACAGCAACCCCAAGAUGUGGGUGGCUGUCCUGGGGACACCCUUCCUGAGUAGCCUCGACGGGCAAGCGGAGAAGAUUGCCCAAAUCCACAGACACCCGUUCUACAACGGCUACAUGCUGGACUACGACGUGGCCCUGCUGGAGCUGGCCUCUCCCCUGCGCUACACCAACACCAUUAAGCCCAUCUGCCUCCCAGACCGCACCCAUGUCUUCAGCGAGGGCAGGCGCUGCACCAUCACCGGCUGGGGCUCCACCAAGGAGGGGGGCCCCACGGCCACACGUUUGCAAAAGGCUGCCGUCCAGGUGAUCGGAGAACAAGACUGCAGGAGGUUCUACCCUGCCCAGAUCAGCAGCAGAAUGCUUUGUGCGGGCUUCCCGCGGGGGGCCAUCGACAGCUGCUCAGGCGACGCUGGUGGCCCCUUGGCCUGCAAAGAGCCUUCUGGCCGCUGGUUCCUGGCGGGCAUCACCAGCUGGGGCUACGGCUGCGCACGGCCUCACUUCCCCGGGGUGUAUGCCAAGGUUACGGCAGUCCGGGGCUGGAUUGGACAGAACCUCAGGGCGUAACCCCGCUGCCCUCGGCCCAGCAGCGCCAGGGCCCACAGGGACCAACCGCCUCAUGGUCCCAAUCCUGCCGGAGCCCUUUCCUGAAAACAA
Messenger RNA from Python bivittatus (Burmese python), 2713 nucleotides. The record is from RefSeq and is a predicted model, not a curated record. Lineage: Eukaryota; Metazoa; Chordata; Lepidosauria; Squamata; Pythonidae.